Messenger RNA from Salvelinus fontinalis (brook trout), 1609 nucleotides. Its product is annotated as B-cell receptor CD22-like. The transcript has 5 exons. NCBI's taxonomy places the organism in Eukaryota, Metazoa, Chordata, Actinopteri, Salmoniformes, Salmonidae. The record is from RefSeq and is a predicted model, not a curated record. The coding region runs from base 1 to 828 and encodes 275 amino acids.
AUGGCUGUGCAUUGGCUUCCAAUCAGCAGCCCCUGCAAGACAAUUUAUCUUUUAACCAACUAUUUCUUCCAGCUCAUAUUCCUUGCAUCAAGGAUAAGAGUAGAACAAGUGGAUAAUUUAACUUUUAGUGUAAAAUAUAUUUAUCUGCAAUGUAUUACAGAUUUGCCUUCCAGUCCCAUCAUUACUGUCUCAGGUGAAGUGAAGGAAGGGACCCGUGUCAGUUUGAACUGCUCUGCUGUCGCUCCCUGUCCCGAACACCCCCCUGAACUGACAUGGACUCUCCCAACACAGUUCACAUCUGAGAACCAACUGCAGGAGAAUCCAGACCAAACCAAAUCAGUUCUCUCCACGGUGACCUUCACUCCAUCAUACCUUCAUCAUGAGAAGAACAUGACUUGUACUGCAGUCUACCCAGUAGGGGCAAGCAACAAGACAGCUGAACAUAACAUGAUGCUUAACGUUUCAUUCUCACCUAAGGACACCUCAGCCUCCAUCAGUCCAGCUGAUCCAGUAUUAGUGGGCAGUUGUGUUAAUCUGACCUGCAGCAGUACAGCCAACCCUCCUGUGACAAACUUCACCUGGUUCCAGAUCUGUGGGGGUAAACCAACACAGGUUGCAUCUGGACAGAGCUACUCCCUCAAUGUGACUGUUAGUGGUGGAGAACUAUACUACUGUGAAGCAAGAAAUAGUCACGGCUGUGGGAAGUCAAGGGAAGUGCAGCUGGCUAUUAAAGGGCAAGAAGAGCCUGUUAACCCAAAGGUUUUUGAGAUUGUAGGAAAAACCUUGGGGUUCAUUUUCCUUUUCAGCCUGGUCGUAUUCUUUGCAUAGUAAAAAGAUAUUCCCAUCCUCAAUGCAAACAUAUUUAUCAUGCUGAUUGUGCUUUUAUAUAUGAAAACCUAAAUGAUGUCAAAAGACCUUUAUUCUUGUCUUCCAGGAGGAGGAGAACAUCUAGACUCCCUAGUGGGUUUGACAUGACAGACCGUUCACAGGGACAGAACUCCCCGGCUGGGACAGUGUGCUCUAACCAGGCUACGGUCGGUAGAGGGAACCAGUAAACACCACUUAACAACCUAGAUGGUCUUUAUGCUCAAGUGAAUAAAUGAGGUGCAUGUUAAUUAUAUUCCAAUGGGUAUUAAGUGUUUUUAUGUACAGUAUUGUCAUUGUGUAUCUGUUUUCUAUUGGUACUUUUGUUACAUUUAUAUUUGUGUGCUCUUUGAUUAUCUGAAUAUUUGUAGAAUUUGCUGGGAUGAAAAGUGUUUAACUGUUACUAUAGUGGUGAUACGAUGAUGUAGGCUACUCUUUAUUUUAGACCAUUUAUUUUGAGUGUUGAGUUCACAGAGCAUCUGUUUAAUGGGUUCCAGUAUAGAGGAACUGCUGAGUUCAACUAGCCAACUGAAGGCAGUUUAAGACCAUAUAAAGUCAAUGAUGACAGGAGAGAAGACACAGUUAGUUGGAGAGACAUUGGUCUGAUACAAGACAGGAAGUUGGUGCAGGAAGUCUACAUGAUGUCAGAAUGGUGUUAACAUCCACUAGUCACUGUUUAUCUUAAUAUUUUGUGCAGUUCCCAGAAUAACAAUAUAAUAUAUUUUCAGUUUAUAUCUAUUUAGAA